Messenger RNA from Polistes canadensis, 6438 nucleotides. RefSeq names its product protein tweety (gene tty). The coding region runs from base 215 to 2392 and encodes 725 amino acids. The transcript is spliced from 9 exons. Gene Ontology annotation, cellular component: plasma membrane. Gene Ontology annotation, molecular function: volume-sensitive chloride channel activity; intracellularly calcium-gated chloride channel activity. The record is from RefSeq and is a predicted model, not a curated record. NCBI's taxonomy places the organism in Eukaryota, Metazoa, Arthropoda, Insecta, Hymenoptera, Vespidae.
CCGCCCCGCGAUUGGCCGAGGUGCCGCCCCACUCCCUCACGGCUCUCAGUCGGGCUCGGGCCUCCGUCGGGCGUAGUACGUGCGUGUCGUGUUCUCGUGCGUAGCAUAAGCAAGACUUCUCAGUGAGAGAAUAAAGGUACAUCAUAGCAUGUCUUGACGAGAAGGAGAAGUUCUUCAACGGGGUUUUUGGGGUUUCAGUCAAGGGUUCUCCAAAAUGGCGGGUGGUCAGCAACUUCCCGAACAAUACACAGUACCACAAUUAGCAAGGGUCUUCCACAGUCUACCACAUCUGAACGUGUCUCUUCAUUCGGUCAACAACACGUUCAAUCCACAUUCCGAGAUUUAUCUUGAGAGCUUGGGUAUCCUUGGUAGUAUUCCUGCAGCCUGGUUGAUCCUGACAUUAUUGGUACUGUUGGUUUAUCUGGUAACGAGAUGUUGCGACCGGAAACCUCGGCCCAGGAGGUCGAUAGCCCUGCUGAAGUUUUCGCUGGCCAUCCUUGCUUUGCUUUGCUGUGGAACGGUUGCCGUUGGCCUUUACGGCAAUGACGACGUUCACAAUGGUUUGGUACAAUUAGUCGCGGCAGCGAAGAACGUCGAUGGGAUCCUGAUGGGCGUGAGAAACCAGACGGACACCAUAGAGACAACAUUACAAGAGAAAGUACAACGACAAUUGACUGCUUUGGGGGACGAAUUUGAUGCACCUGUUAGCAACAAAACGAUGUUGGGUCUACUAUUGGUAGCACUGAAUAGUAUGAAACAAAACACGAGCAUUGCCUUCAACCGGAGCCUCGAAAUCCGCAAGCCAUUGAGUGGGAUCAGUCUUGCAGGGGCCAUUAGUAUGGGGGAAAAAAUCGAGCAACUGAGGUGGCCCAUUACUAUGGCUGUACUGAGUGCACUUCUUGUUCUCUGCGUUGUACUUGUAGUCGGAGUUGCUAGACACUCGAGAUGUGUUCUAAUUACAUUUUCUGUAUUUGGGCUAUUCGCGGUAAUAGUUUCUUGGUUGAUGGCUUCCCUUUAUUUAGCAACAUCAGUCGCCCUCGGUGAUCUUUGCGUGUCACCGGACGGUUAUCUAACUAGAUCGGUACCCUCCACUUUGGCCUCCGAGGUGCUCUCGUAUUACACGCAUUGCGAGAACUCUCGCACGAAUCCCUUUACACAGAGGCUAAGAGACGGACAACGAGCUGCGGGAAAUAUGAGGCAAAACUUGAAUACUGUUUCACGCUUAGCGACAGAACUUUUCAAAGAGCAGCAUGAUCAACUGAAGCCCAAGUUGAGUAGCCUCUUGACCGACGUUAACGCGGUCGAUAGACUCAUGUCUGGUCUAGCGACGUUACUAGACUGUAAACCACUUCACAAGCAAUACGUUCAUGCUGCUAAAAGUUUAUGUCACCUAGGAUUAUACGGCCUCACCUUCAUGCUUCUUGCAAGUCUAGCCGCUGGAUUAUUUUUCACUGUAUUGGUAUGGGUUGAUUCUCACACGUGGAUAUAUAUACGUAAACGAAGAGAUUACCACCAAGUGGAUGAACAAGAUCCAUAUUUGCCACCAUCGGCAGCAUCUCAAGCGAUAGCAGCUAGGACCCUUCGUGGCCAAGGGUCGUACCCGCCUACAGCCCCUUCUCUUAAUCCGAAUGCUCAUGGCACCCAUAAUACCAUUAAGCAGCCUCUCUUGCUAACGCCGCCCCCGCCGUCCUACGCUACUGCGACUGCUCGAGCACGUCAGCUGCACGAGAGCAUGUUAAAAGGUGGGGGUGUUAACGGGAGUGGAGGAACCGGAGAUCACAAAUCGUCUCAGCAUAAUCAGCAGUCGACAGGUGGACGAACUGAGCACCGUUCUGGACUCGGAGAUCAACCUGGCCAGUACGCGACUUUGAGCAAGCAAUGCAAAACUCUUGAAUCUAGUAGAGAACCACCUUGGACGCCAAGCGUGGCAUCUUUUACCGGCACCCUGUCUCACAAUUCUCAUGGACCCGCACAUUUGGCGACCUUUCAAGAUUCGAGAAAAACUCAAACGUUGGAUCCGAAAAAUUUAGCCAAUUUAAAACGCGGCCCAACACCGGCGUGGAACCAAAAUCGUCCAUUACCGCCGAAUCCGGCGAAUCAACCUAGUUGGGAGUUCGAGUCGCGAUCGCAAACUAAUAUGAAUCAAUUCCGAUCGUUGGUGAGGAACAAGGCGCCUAACAUUCGUAUACAAGAUCAAAUGCAAGAUCAAGUGAGAACGUUGGAUAGAAAUUUCACGCGUAGCCAGUUUAAUGGUACAGCACAAAAUAAUGCCGUACCUAACAUGUACGGUACAUAUAACAGGGCACAUGGAAGACAAGAAAAGCCAACGGUAGCUACGUUGAGUCAAGUACAGGGUAGUGAUCCUAAUCUAUACGCUGUAACCGAACUUUAAGCGACUUAUUCGAUAACAUCAAAAGAAUAACAAGCAAGCAAACAAAUAAAUAAAAACAACAGAAAAUUUGUCAUUGAUUGAAAGAAACAACAAAUAUAUACGGGCUAAGAAUGCUAGGAAUUUCUUCAAAAAACAAUUCGAAUAAAAACCCUCGUUUUGUGGAGUUCCUACGUAGAUGCGUUUGAACGGAUAAUCUUUCGUUGAUUCUUGAAAAAGAAAAGUAAUGAAAAAAUGUAAGAAGAAGGGAAAAAGGACGGGGAGGGGGAGGUUUAAACAUAUCUCCGAUAUUAGGAAUUUCAUCGGAGACGUGCUAUUAUACAUAUAUAUAUAUAUAUAUAUUUAUAUAUAUAUCUAAAGUUUUGUAUUUGUAUAUCAUGUACAGAAAAAAUUGGUCGAUCCUUCUACGUUAGUCCCUUUCAUACGUUCACAGUUAUUGUUGCCUCUCUUUCAUCCGAAAUAUGUUAUCAGUGGAAAUCUUCGGUAAAAUCACUAAUUCACGAAGAAAAUAUAAGAUAAUUCGAGUAUACAUAAUUGAUCAUCGCUAUUUUUAACUUGUGAUUUAUAGAAAAGGAAAAUAAACAAUUUAUAUUCUAAUCACAUAUAAAAAGAGAACGUGAAUUUUACUACGUUUUAUAAACAUUUCUAUCGAUAACAUCGAUUGAUAUAUAUAUAAUCAACAUAUAUGUAUAUACAUCGUAAUGUUAAACGUCGAUAUCUAACGUGAAGGAAUACCAAAAGUUUUUUAUAUCUUUUUUAUAUUUUUAAUGUAUUAUGCGGCAUAUAAUAUGAAAUCCGUGUUGAUUUGUUGUGAAUCAUUCUGAAAAAUUCUUAUAACGAGUAUAUAAUACGUAUAUAUAGUAUAUACGUAUAGUAAAUAUCAAGUUACUAUACGAUAAUGAAAAACAAAAAAAAAACUGAUGAGUGAUACAUAUUUACGUAUAUUUAUUAUCGUUAAUAUUUAAAAAUCUGUAUUUAACAAUACACACAGAAUGAUGAAUCUGAAGAUUUUUACGAGAAACGCACUCCCAAAUGAAAAUUUUUAUUAAAUAAAUAAUUCGCGAUAUACUGCCAAUACUCAGGCGAAUAAAUAUAUAUAUAUAUAUAUAAAUAUAUAUAUACUUUUUAAGUACAAAUGUAACGGAAGCACACACAACAUACACAAACGUGUCCUAUCAACGGCCGCGUUCUUUUUUCAGUUUUGAUACGACUAGUGCAAAGUUAAAAAUAAAAUAAUAAUAUAAAUUAUAAUUAAUAAUAAUAUAAUAUUAAUAAUAACAUAAUAUAAUAAUAAUAAUAAUAAUCUGAUGUAUCAGCAAAUCUAAACAUGACAAAAAAUGGAUUUCAAAUAUUAUAUAGCCUUCUGAGAUUUAUUUACCCUAAAGGUAAAUAAAUAUACAUGGCCUUUUGUGUGGAAGUAUCGGAAGGGCAGAUCUUUCUUACGUGUUUUUAUUUUUAAUUCGUAAAGUAGUAAUAGUAAUAAUAAUUAAUAAUGAUUAUUAAUAAUAAUAAUUCUAAUAAUAUUAAAGGAAAGAGAAAUAAAUCAAGAAAAAACACCACAUACACACUCACGCGGAACAGAAACACAAAUAUACAGACAGAAAAAUAUACUUAAGCUAUUGAAUUUUCUGCGGAGCGCAGAGUCUUCCUAUAAGAUGUUUAACAAAUUUAGAAAAGACCUAAAUAAAUAAAUAAAAGAUUAAACGAUUUAAAUAAUAAGUUAUCAACGAAUCUGUGUAGAUGACUUUAUAUUCCGCAAAUAAUUCAGUAAACUUGUAAAUAGUAUAUUAUAUCAUCGAGUAAAUGUGUAAAGUGUGAUAAUUUUGAACCUAGAUGUACGAGUUUUAAAACAAAAACAUAAUAAUAUAUUCUAUACCUUCUUAUUUCACAGAUUCUUCAAAUUAACAAAAAACAAAAAGAAAAGAAAGAGAGAAUGCCAUUCCAAAAAUAAAAAAAAAGAAAGAAAUAGACAGAGAGAGCGAGAGAGAGAGAGAAGGAAACGUUCUAUUAUAAUUGUAAUUUUCAGAGUGACUUUAGAAUUUAAUCUUCGAUAUAAUUCGCAAAAACAUUACCAUUGCAAUAUUAAAUAUACAGAGUAGGUAUAAGAAAAAAAAAACAGGUGAAUACAAAUAGCGAAAAUUUCAUCGGAUGUAAAUAAUUGUAAUAUUUAUUGAAGAGAGAAGAGAGCAUCGUAGCGCAUAGGAUAGCAACAUUUAGUUGAACAUUAAUUAUAAGUAAACGGCGAUUAAUAACAUUUGAGAAGCACGUGCAUUCACACAUACAACACGUACGCAAAUCCAAAAAAACAAACUAUGCGUGCUGUUUAUUUUGCCGAUCAAAGGCAAAGUAUCCUAGUCACUAAAUAAAACUUGUUUCUGUUCAUCUAAACGAUGAAAAGAAAAAGGAGAUGAAAGAUUUAAGAAUAAAAAAAGGAAAUAAAAAUGAAAAUGAAAAGAAAUGAUCUCUUGCCAAAUUUUCGAAAGAGCUCAAUUUUCCAAACAUAAAAUGAGUGAGGAGGGCGGGGGUGGAAAGAAAAAGAAUACAAAAAAAAACAUACUAAACUCUUUUAUCAGAUAAUUGUAAUAUUACUAUUAUUACUAUACCUAAUAUCGUUGAAGUUACAUUAGAUACGAGUGUCAGACACACGCCCAUACCUUUCUUAGAUCUUAAGGGAGAGUAUUAUUCGUGAAUAAAUAAAAUGUAAAGUGUAACACGACUUCGUUCUAAUUCAGUGUUCUGCGAUAUUGCUUCAGUUUAUAAUAUUCAAUAUUCAUUUUUGCUAACGCUCGCAAAAAGUAGUUUUUUUUUCCUCGAGUUAUUUUUUAAGUUUAAUGCAAUUAAUAUCAAUUUACAUUUUAUUGAAUAUAUAUGUGUAUAAAGUUUUAUUAGAGCUAAGUUUAAUUACUUGAAUUUAUCUUCAAUUAACGACGACUUAAUCGUGCUAAUCAUUCAUUUCCAAAUGUGUUCAGUUUUAAAUAAAGUUAAUAGCUUUAAUAUAAAUUUUUACAAGUACUAAAUUUAUUUAAAUAUUUAAUCCUUAAAAUAUAUACAUACAUAAGACAACUUUGAAUACAAAAAAAAAAUAGAAAUAAAAGAAUGAGAUCUAUUAAAUGAUUAUCGUCAUAAAUAAAUGAUCAGAAACUCGGACGAUAUCGAAGAACACUGAGUACAGUAAUUUUAAGUAUAGCGAAGAACUUGGAGAAUGAAAAUCGUCUCUGUCGUUGAAGACUGCUGCAACACGCGCAAACGGGAACAAAUAAUACACAGAAUUGUCCAAGUUAACAAAAAAGAAAAAAAAAUUGUAAUACAUUACUUUAAAAAGUUGAAUAUCUAACACAGUCCAAAAGCGUGAAUAACAAUAACACGUUAAAGAAUAUUUUUUUGAAUCUUUCACAAGGAAUGGAAAAAAGUAAAAACUGAAAAAUACAAGAAAAAGCAAACUCGACAAAAGGGAAAAUCAUUGAUUGGUCUGAUAAAAAAUAUUGUGCACACAAGUUUGUUGUCUGUACGGAUUAAACAAUAGCAUCGACUAUUUAUGUAGUUGAUGAGCGGAACUGAUAGAGAAAAAAAUAUUAAAUUCUAAAUAUGCGAGAGUCGUACGUACGUAGUCUAGACGAUUGUUGAUGAAACUUUUAUUCUAAUCGUUUGUCAAUUUGUACCGUUAAAAAAAACAAAUUUCGAGAGAAAGAGAGAGAGAGAGAGAGAGAGAAAGAGAGAAAGAAAAAACGAGAAAAAAAAUUAAGAACCAUUUUUUCUAAUAAGUAUAACUGCAUUUAAUUCCCGCAUCGUUUUUAUAUAAGUAUGUAUAAAACAUUGACUGGGUAGAAUACAAGUGAAAGAAUAGAAAAAUUAGAAAAAGCUGAAAUUGUGUAUGAAGGGAUAUGAAGGGCGAGAAAGAGAGAGAGAGAGAGAAAGAGAGAAAGGGAAUUAAUUAUUUUCGAAAGAAUUGAUAGUGGAAGUAGUAUAAUUAUAGAACACAAAGAAAUAUUCAUUUUAAAUUGGUGCAUUGUUUGAGCCUAAAAACACCUACCAGAAUAAUUAUUAAAAAU